AUGCCUCAAUCCGACAGCGAGUCCUACGCAUCGCAGCCCUCGCUCGAAAUCAAGGACCAGAGCUCCCAGAAGCAGUCCUGGCUCGGGUAUGUGUGGGACACGGCGGACUUGGGCCCGCAAGAGCGUUGGAUGAUGUUCAAGGUGGAUGGAUCGUUGCUGCUGUUAGCUUCGUUGGGCUACUUCGUCAAGAACCUUGAUCAAUCGAACAUUCAAAGCGCCUUCUUCGCUGGAAUGAAGGAAGACUUGAACAUGUAUGGCAACGAACUGGUGCAUGCGACGUCGUUUUGGACAGCGGGUUAUGUCAUAGGGCAAAUUCCCGCGACUCUUCUCCUCACACGAGUCUCGCCUCGCUAUGUAAUACCAACCCUGGAGCUGUUGUGGGGCCUCAUGACGCUCGCCACAUAUUCGGUCAAGUCGACGAAGAUGCUAUAUGCUCUUCGCUUCCUUGUUGGCCUAUUUGAGUCCGGUUUCUAUCCCGGGAUGAACUAUAUCCUUGGAUCGUGGUACACUCCUCGCGAGCUCGGCAAGCGAAUGUCGCUCUUCUACGCAUCGGGGAAUAUGGGGAUGAUGUUCUCCGGCUUCUUGCAGACGGCUGCAUACAAGCAUCUGAACGGAGUCCAUGGCUUAGCGGGCUGGAGAUGGCUUAUGAUCAUCGACGCUAUAAUAACCUUACCCAUUGCCCUGCUCGGAUUUUACCUAUUGCCCAAUCUGCCGUGGUCGCCAAACCCCUCACCACUACUUAGCUCUCAGGAAGUGGAGAUGGCCUGUUUACGUAUGAAGGCUGUCGGUCGUAAGGAACGAGAAUCGUGGUCCUCUGCCAAGUUUGGCCGCAUCUUCAAGAAUUGGAAAAUUUAUGUGCUCCCCUUCUUGUUUACACUGGCUUUCAACGCUCCCGUGCAAAACCCCGUGCAAUACUGGAUGAAGAGCUUCAAUGCAAAACCCCAUCCGGUACCCGGGAGGACCUGGACUGUUUCGCAGAUCCAACUGUAUCCACUGCCCGGCACCGCCAUCUUCGUCACUUCAGCCAUCGUUUUUGCUUGUGUCAGCGACGGUCCCUUCAAAGGUCUUCGGUGGCCAUUCCUUGCAUUUACUGCGCUAUAUGGCAUCAUGAUGGAUACAGUGUGGCUCACAAUGCCGCUCUACGAGAACAUCCGCGGACAUUUCUUGUAUUUCUGGUUCGCCGGCGUUCCAUCCGCUACAGGGGCCCUCAACCAUGCAUGGACCAGCGAGAUAUGCGGGGACGACAACGAGUUGCGCGCGAUUGUGGUCGCGCUCGGAAACGACCUGGCCUAUGUUAUCACCGCUAUCGCGCCAAACUUUGUUUGGAAAACACUUGAUUUUCCCCGGGCGACACGCGGGUAUCACUACUCCAUCAUCCUCCACUGCCUUUCGCUGGCUUGUAUAUCACUCGUGCUCUGCUUGCUCUGGCGAGACCGACAAAGGAAGGCUGGGGAAAUUUAUGGAGAUACUGACUCGAGCGUGGCUGACAUUCCAGAGAAGAAGGUUCAAGUCGUCGAGAACGUCGAUGAAUCGACAGUCACCGCCUGA
Mycena indigotica is the source of this 1548-nucleotide messenger RNA. Its product is annotated as MFS general substrate transporter. The record is from RefSeq and is a predicted model, not a curated record. Gene Ontology annotation, molecular function: transmembrane transporter activity. Lineage: Eukaryota; Fungi; Basidiomycota; Agaricomycetes; Agaricales; Mycenaceae. Gene Ontology annotation, biological process: transmembrane transport. The coding region runs from base 1 to 1548 and encodes 515 amino acids. The transcript has 16 exons. Gene Ontology annotation, cellular component: membrane.